AUGGCCUCCUCUUCGUCCUCAGCUCCAUCCAAAGAUCCAUACCUUCAGCUCAAGGGUGUGGAACAUAGGAAGCUCGGUGAGGAAUCUGGGGAGGUGAUGGAGCAGGUGGACUCUGCAGGCUACGAACACCAGGAGAGAGGACAGCACAAGAGAAAAAACCAGCAGGAUGAUCUUUUGGAGAGAAGGAAAAGGCGUAUGAGAGAGCCAUUACAGAUGCGGUCUGCGGAAGAGCCUGCGCAGGGGAGAUUUGCGCUCAUGCAGAAGGACCACCCGGUCAAGGAGUCCGCCUCGAAUGACAUCAGGAUAAAAGAGGACCUCGCUUCUGACUUGAUACCCUCUGAGAUGCCCUACGGGACUGAGACUGUCCGGUGGCACAACGGCCAGGUCACCGUACUUCCUGCAGUCAUGCGCGACGGACACAAUGUCCUUGAAAAUGAUGCAAAACGUGUUCGCCAGAUGGCAGCCCUCCCGAUCUCAUCACCAGCUUCCUUUCGCGUCGACCACAUCGAUGCAACGGGCCUGCAGGACGGAGAUCUCCGUAGUCGAGUAUCUGCUGCUUUGAGGGAUGGCCGUUGUGCGGUCGUACACAGGGCAGCGGAGCCGGGCCCUGAAAAACUUACUCUGCAAUAUCUACAUGAUCAGUUUGGAAUAUCUGACCGGCUGUGCUCCCUCCACGACAUGGCACGACGCGCUGAUGAUUGGACACACCCCCACAAAGAUGGGACCAUAGGGCGCCUAUUGGAUGGAAUUCAAUAUCCUGAUGAGCAGCUUUGCGCUCUGGACAUCCCGCUCCCUGCCUUUACGGUCCCGUCGCCCUUCGAAACCUUAGACCAUGCUGCCGUCUAUGCAUGGGGCGAGACCACACAUGAAUACCCCUUGGAAGACACCCGACCCCAUCCAGAUGCCUUCCUGAACCGAAGUUGGGGUCUUCUGCAUCAAGCCGGAAUUUAUACAGCUCCUCACCAUGACUCAAAUGGCCGCAGCACAUUUGUCAGAAUCGUGUCUGGCAUGAAGAUGUGGGCCGUUUACGACCUGGAAGAUACCUCAACAUCUCGUGACGAGGCUUCAGACGCAUUCUACAGGCUCUGUGACAUAGACAGCGAUCUUUCCCAACUUCCGAAGGGCUUGGUGGCAGAGGUCGUGGUGCUCCACGCGGGCGACAUGCUAUUUAUGCCACCCGGGAAAUUUCAUGAGGUCUAUACGCCGCUGGUGACGUUUGCUAUGGGUGGGCACUUCCUUUCUUACCUCACCAUGCACCUGUCCGAGUGGUCAUGCUUUCUGGACAAUCUGUACGGGUCUCUAUUUACCAACCAGGAACAUCAAGAUACCCUUUUGGUCCUGCGUCGCAUGGUGGUGGCUGUCCCACGGUUGUCCCAUUGCAAGCUGUACUAUCGCGCAAUAGUAGCACUCUGUACCAUGGUGCUCAACCCAGGUCAGUAUAUAUCACAGCGUGCUAGUGAGGAUGGAGACAUGCCGCAUCAAUUUGGCAAGGGGGGGAAGAAGGCAAGGAGACGGAAAGCGGUUAAGACUGCUUCUAAAAAUAACGUAGAAUCGAAGCACUGCAUUGACAGGGCCGAUGAAAUUGCGAACCGUGUCCUGCAGACCCUUAAACUCGACGGCUCACGGGCUGCGUCGGUCUUGGAUGACCAACCAUACGAUGAGGUGGGAAAUGAGGUCGAACUUGGGGACGAACUUGCACAGUUCCAAGCAUAUUGA
Molecule: messenger RNA, 1716 nt
Organism: Suillus plorans
Lineage: Eukaryota; Fungi; Basidiomycota; Agaricomycetes; Boletales; Suillaceae
Exons: 5
Coding region: 1-1716 (571 amino acids)
Source: RefSeq, a predicted model, not a curated record